Messenger RNA from Stegastes partitus (bicolor damselfish), 2164 nucleotides. RefSeq names its product calcineurin subunit B type 1. The transcript is spliced from 6 exons. Gene Ontology annotation, molecular function: calcium ion binding. The coding region runs from base 245 to 757 and encodes 170 amino acids. Lineage: Eukaryota; Metazoa; Chordata; Actinopteri; Pomacentridae. The record is from RefSeq and is a predicted model, not a curated record.
CUGUCCCCUCCCAGCGGGUCUCCCUCCCUUUGCCACUGCAGUGAAAGCCUCGGUAAAGGAGAGAGAGAGAGACGGCGAAGUCGAGCCCGAAGCUUGGGUAUAAAGCCAGGACGAGACCUCCGAGAGCUCCGCGACCGCGUAUAUCUCUUCGUGUUCCUCGCCACAGCUCGGUGGGCCUACCGACUCCCGCUGUUGAACCUCUUUUCCGCUCACAUCGCCUGGAUUUCAUCAUCCGACCUGCAAGAUGGGAAAUGAAGCCAGUUACCCCCUGGAGAUGUGCUCGCAUUUCGAUGCUGAUGAGAUUAAAAGGCUAGGGAAGAGGUUUAAGAAACUCGACCUAGAUAACUCCGGCUCACUCAGCGUGGAGGAGUUCAUGUCUCUGCCCGAGCUGCAACAGAACCCGCUGGUGCAAAGGGUUAUCGACAUAUUCGACACGGAUGGGAACGGAGAGGUGGACUUUAAAGAGUUUAUCGAGGGAGUCUCGCAGUUCAGCGUCAAGGGGGACAAGGAACAGAAGCUUCGAUUUGCUUUUAGGAUCUACGACAUGGACAAGGAUGGCUACAUCUCCAACGGCGAGCUCUUCCAGGUGCUGAAGAUGAUGGUAGGCAACAACCUGAAGGACACGCAGCUCCAGCAGAUCGUGGACAAGACCAUUAUCAAUGCAGACAAGGAUGGAGACGGCAGGAUAUCCUUUGAAGAGUUCUGCGCAGUGGUCGGCGGUCUCGAUAUACACAAAAAGAUGGUCGUGGACGUGUGAGCGCUCUCCGCUCGCUGAAUCCCCCCUUUGUCCUCAACACUCGCUUUCUCCACCAUCUCUGAAGAUCUGCUCAAGACGUCCGGCAAAACGCUCUCUGUGUAACUCAAUGGAAGUAUUCUCUCUCUUUUAUCUCUCUCUUUUAUCUCUUUCUCUCUCUGUGAAGCCACUUUUUUCUUUCAAACAAACAAACAAAAAACUAAAAAAAAAAAAAACUAAAAAAAAAAAAAGAAAACCACGGGCCUCGUGAAGCCAACUUUGAAGUGUUAUUGAACUGUAAAUCCUCUCAAUAACCCGGUCGUAGCACUUGAAGAGACUGAAGGACAUCUGAUGUGUCGUUUGCAAGAGCAUCUCCGGUUUUGGAUGAGGGGGGAGGAAGAGGGGCAAAAAGGGGCAAAAGGGGGCGCAGUGAAGAGGCUGGUUGGCUUGUUCAUAUUUCAUCCUUUCUUUUUUUUUUGUUUUAUUUUUUCCUUUCUUUCUUUCUUUCUUUUUUUUUUUGUUAAUUGUUAUUUUUGAUAUUUAUUUUUUUUGUUCUUGUCUUUUAUAAAGAAGAAAAAAAAAUACAAGUAUAUCUACGGUUGUCUGGUGAGGGGAAGUGUGUAGAGUACGAACACUUGACUUGCAGUACAACUAGAAAGUAGGGUAUGAAGUGCCAACCAGAACAUAUCCAGAAACCAGUCCACGUUAUUAUGACCUAUCAUCGUUCACGCCCGUCGGGACGCUUCCAACACACGCCACUCACAUUAGAUGCAUAAAUAAAAACAACAACAAAAAGAUUUCCCUUCUCCGUUUUAGCUCAAACAGACCAGGCAAAGCUUCCUUUUAGCAAAAAGCAACUCCUGUUUUUUCUUUUUUUUGUGAUAAGAAGUUUUAUUUAUAAAGAAUGUGUUUAUAUUGAUCCUCGUUUCCUGUCAUGAAAUUCUAGGUAGAUCAAUUUAUGCCAAGAAAAUGUCUUUCCAAAAUAAUAAUAAUUAGUGGCUGCAAACUGGUUUACGCUCGACGAAGCAUUUUUAACAUCCAUACGACAAUCUCCAAUGCAACGAGUCGCUCUGCGCUCACACUAAGUGGAAUCAUUUCAAGACUUUUCUGUAGGUUGUAGGAACACAGGCUGGACGCUUUGGGCUCGAGAGAGUGACAAUGGUGAGAUUAUACACUGUUUGUGCAAGGACAUAGCAAUUUAAGAGACUUAUCUGCAGGCAGCGUUUUCUUUUUUCUUUCUUUUUUUUUUUGUUUUUUUUGUUUUUUUUAACCAAUAUGUGUAUAUUAGGUAAUCAAUGUGUGCUCAUCUUAUUUAACAGCGAGGAGAGAAGGCUUUGCCUCUGCUUAACAUGAGCCCUUCUGAAUACGUCUCAGUGCAGCACAGGACGGGUCAGUUUGUUUCGUUUUUCUUCUUCAACGCAACACAAACAC